Gymnodraco acuticeps is the source of this 1043-nucleotide messenger RNA. RefSeq names its product protein ANTAGONIST OF LIKE HETEROCHROMATIN PROTEIN 1-like. Bases 159 to 719 code for a protein of 186 amino acids. NCBI's taxonomy places the organism in Eukaryota, Metazoa, Chordata, Actinopteri, Perciformes, Bathydraconidae. The transcript is spliced from 2 exons. The record is from RefSeq and is a predicted model, not a curated record.
CACACUACAAGCGUAAAAUUCGCUUCCAACGCCCCAAGAUUUACGCUUGGGGCGUUUCUUCGAGCCCCGCGACCAACAACCAAUCAGAAUCUCCAUGUGAAUCUCCCGCCCCGGACAUACAAAGUGAAAAACCCCGGUUCUUCUCCACUAUUGCUAAAAUGGAUGCCGGUGUUGUAGCAAGGGUAAGCAGGGUAACUCGUGUGUGUGCAAGGUUGCAUUUAGUGUAUACAUUGUCUCGCAUGAGGCCGUGUAGUGUGCGUCGCUUCUGGGUACACCCGAUACUCCGAAAGCGUCUACAAAGGGGGGAAUACCACCUUCUCGUCCAGGAGCUCCGUCUCGAUGACCGCCUUUUUCAGAGGUACUUCAGGAUGAGCAAGGAGGUGUUCGACGAGUUGCUCGGAAAGGUGGGCCCACUGAUUACAAAGGUGGACACCCAUCUGCGUAUGUCAAUCGGCCCCGCCGAGCGACUCGCCAUCUGCCUACGGUACCUGGCAACUGGUGACUCGUACGCGACGAUAGCCUUCAGCUAUCGGGUCGGGCGUUCUACAGUGGCAGUCAUUGUGAAGGAGGUUGCGGGGGCCAUCUGGACCGCCCUGGUCGAGGAGUGCAUGCCGGUACCACAGGUGGAGGAUUGGAGAGCCAUCGCUGCUGGGUUCCAGGAGCGCUGGGAGUUUCCCAACUGUGUUGGUGCCAUAGAUGGGAAGCACGUCGUGUGGUAGUGGAUGUUGGAGGCUUUGGGAGGAGCAGCGACAGUGGGAGCCUGCGGAAUUCUGCAUUUGGAGAGAGCCUCCGAGACGGCAGUCUGCAGCUACCACCUGACACCGUCAUCGCAGGAUCAGAGCGGCGGGGCCCUCUCCCCCAUGUCUUCGUUGGAGAUGAGGCAUUUCCGCUGCUGGACAACCUUCUGCGUCCAUUCCCUGGACGUCACCUCACCCGUGAAAGGAGGUUAUUUAACUACCGCCUCAGCCGUGCCAGGUUGGUGGUUGAAUGUGCGUUUGGCAUCCUCUCAACCCAGUGGAGAAUGCUCAGGCGUGUCAUCACCA